This is a messenger RNA of Raphanus sativus (radish), 1041 nucleotides long. Its product is annotated as probable calcium-binding protein CML48. Gene Ontology annotation, molecular function: calcium ion binding. The transcript has 5 exons. The record is from RefSeq and is a predicted model, not a curated record. Lineage: Eukaryota; Viridiplantae; Streptophyta; Magnoliopsida; Brassicales; Brassicaceae. Bases 200 to 859 code for a protein of 219 amino acids.
AGUAAAUCCUCACCGUCCAAUCGAACAAUAAUAAAUUAUUUCGAACAUGCGAACACUUUAAAAAAUCAAUGGAAAUCGAAGAAUUGAAAAAGAAGUGGAACCAUAAUCUUAUCAGAAUCAGUCGUAAACAUUUGAAACAAACGCAAUAACCAGAAAAAAAAAGUUUCUGAAUCCAAGAAUCUUGAUCGUAUCAUCAUCAAUGGCGUACGCACCGUCAGCACCGGAGCUUCCAGAAUCAUUCGGGCAGCAGCUUGACCAGGAAGCUAGAUACACUUACGCGUAUCCAACGAACCAACUCGGAUCUUCCGGAAUGUUUUCAGCGGAAACGCAUCCGGACAUCGUAACGAGCUUCGAGUCGGCUGGCGGAAACCGGAGCGGUUUCCUCGAUGAAUCGGAGCUCCGGCAUGCGUUGUCGUUUUCUGGCUAUCAAGGAAUCCGUAACAGAACGAUUAGGUUCCUCUUGUUCAUCUACAAGACCCCUGGAGAGUCUCUGCUACGACUUGGUCCUAAGGAGUAUACUGAGUUGUGCAAUAGCCUUGCUCAAUGGCGUGCCAUGUUUGACAGGUACGAUAGAGAUAGGAGUGGAAAGAUGAAUGCUUUAGAGCUCAGAGACGCUUUCUAUCAUCUCGGUUACAUGCUUCCAACCUCUGUUCUCCAGCUUAUUAUCUCAUCUCAGUUUGAUGAUGCCACUGGCAACACUGUCGAUCUCUGUUUUGACAGAUUCCUCGAAUGUGGGAUGAUUGUGAAGAGUUUGACUGAGAAGUUCAAAGAGAAGGACCCCGGUUACACAGGCUACGCAACGCUCUCUUACGAUACUUUCAUGUCGAUGGUCAUUCCGUUCAUCGCCUCAUAUGACUAAUGGUCUUAUCUUUCUUUGUUUCUUUAAACAAUCUCAGCUUCAAGUUGUACAUUUGAUAAUUGGGGGUUUGUGGUUACUGAAUAGGAGAGUGAAAUCAAACUAGUGAUUAGGUUUUUAGUUGUGGAAGAGAAAUAUAUGAAAGUUGUAAUAAUGUUUAUAAAUAAGAAACAAAAGUGGUUUAA